Molecule: messenger RNA, 1967 nt
Organism: Protobothrops mucrosquamatus (brown spotted pit viper)
Lineage: Eukaryota; Metazoa; Chordata; Lepidosauria; Squamata; Viperidae
Gene: COG6
Product: component of oligomeric golgi complex 6
Exons: 18
Coding region: 15-1949 (644 amino acids)
Biological process (GO): intra-Golgi vesicle-mediated transport
Cellular component (GO): COG complex
Source: RefSeq, a predicted model, not a curated record
GGACAGGGAAGAAAAUGGCGGCAAUAUCCGAAGAACACCUGCCGCAGCGCCCAUUUACGGCUGGGGCUGCUACUUCGGCUACCCCGACGACGGGGAGUUUAUCUCAGGGGCCGUCCGGCGGGGCCGGGGCCAACCCGCUGUCACGCAAGCUCCGCAAAGUGCUAGAUACGCGGUUGGAGGCGGACAAAGAAAUGUUAGAAGCGCUCAAGACUCUUUCCGACUUUUUUGUGGAAAACAGCUUGCGCACUAGAAGAAAUCUCCGUGGGGAUAUUGAGCAUCGUAGUUUAGCUAUCAAUGAAGAAUUUGUCUACAUUUUCAAACAAGUGAAAGAGGAGCUUGAAAACAUAAAUGAAGAUGUGCAGUUCAUGAGCAAUUGCUGCCAGGAUAUGACUAAUCACUUGAAGGCCACUAAGGAGCAAACUCAGGAUUUAAUUGUCAAAACGACAAAGCUUCAAGCAGAGAGCCAAAGGUUAGAAUUAAAAGCACACAUAGCAGAUGCCUUCAUAGCAGAAUUCCAACUUUCUCCAGAGGAGAUGAACGUCCUUCGAAGCACCAGAGAUCGGCCAGUUACUGAAGUAAGCACUCUAAAAUACAUACGUUUGGAGAUUAUGGAACAGAUGGCACUCCUCCAGGAGACGUCUUAUGAACAGCUGUAUCGUUGGGCACAAGGUGAAUGCAGGGCUUUAACACAAGAAACCUGUGAUGUUUCUCCAGUCCUAGCUCAGGGAAUGGAAGCUUUGCAAGACAGGCCUGUUCUGUACAAAUACACCCUUGAUGAAUUUGGAACAGCCAGAAGAAGUGCUGUGGUCCGGGGCUUUAUAGAUGCUCUUACUAGAGGCGGUCCAGGAGGAACACCUCGACCUAUUGAAAUGCAUUCCCAUGAUCCUUUGAGAUAUGUGGGAGACAUGUUGGCUUGGCUGCAUCAAGCUACUGCUUCCGAAAAAGAGCACCUGGAGGCUUUUUUGAAACACAUAACCACAGAAGGAGUGGAAGAAAAUAUGCAAGAAAUAGUUGGGCACAUCACAGAAGGUGUUUGCCGGCCACUCAAGGUUCGAAUUGAACAGGUGAUCAUAGCUGAACCCGGAGCAGUCCUUUUGUAUAAAAUUUCUAAUCUUCUCAAAUUUUAUCAUCACACCAUUAGUAAUAUUAUAGGAAACAGUGCAGCCAUGCUGUUAACUACGAUAGAAGAGAUGCACCUUUUGAGCAAAAAGAUAUUCUUCAAUAGUUUGAGUCUCCAUGCGAAUAAACUGCUGGAUAAGGUUGAACUGCCACCUGCAGAUCUUGGUCCAGGUCCUGCACUGAAUCAAACACUUGCUCUGCUGCGUGAAGUACUAGCAUCCCACGACUCUUGUGUUAUUCCUUUGGAUAAUCGUCAAACAGACUUUGGACAAGUCCUGUCUUGUGUGCUGGAUCCCCUGUUGCAGAUGUGCACUGUGUCUGCCAGUAACUUGGGGUCUGCUGACAUGGCAACCUUCAUGGUGAAUUCACUUCAUAUGAUGAAGACAAUGCUGGCUCUGUUUGAAUUCACAGAUAAAAGGCUAGAAAUGUUACAAUACCAGAUUGAAGCACAUUUGGAUACCCUUAUAAACGAACAAGCGUCUUACGUAUUAACUAGAGUGGGUCUAAAUUAUAUUUAUAACAUGGUACAGCAACACAAGACGGAGCAGGGUCCCUUGGCUAAUGUACCCAGUAUGGAUUCUAUGUCAUUAAAAGCUGCAAUGGUCCAGUUUGAUCGUUAUUUGUCUGCCCCUGAUGGUCUGUUAAUGCCACAGAUAAACUUUCUCCUGAGCACAACUGUUAAGCAACAGAUAAUAAAACAAUCCACAGAAUUGAUCUGCAGAGCUUACAGUGAACUGUAUGCAGCUGUGAUGAAUCCUGAUAAUGCUUAUAAAGACCCGGAAACUAUAUUAUAUAGAUCUCCUCAUCAAGUUCAGUCGCUGCUCUCCUAAUCUUAUAGCCAAAAAAAA